Drosophila innubila is the source of this 3889-nucleotide messenger RNA. It is a transcript of the gene trh, whose product is annotated as protein trachealess. The transcript is spliced from 9 exons. Gene Ontology annotation, molecular function: DNA-binding transcription factor activity, RNA polymerase II-specific; protein dimerization activity; RNA polymerase II transcription regulatory region sequence-specific DNA binding. The coding region runs from base 839 to 3703 and encodes 954 amino acids. Gene Ontology annotation, biological process: regulation of transcription by RNA polymerase II. The record is from RefSeq and is a predicted model, not a curated record. NCBI's taxonomy places the organism in Eukaryota, Metazoa, Arthropoda, Insecta, Diptera, Drosophilidae.
CUCUCGUCUCUCGUUUGGCGCGUAGUUCUAGUUCUUCUUCAUUUACGUUACUUUCAUCAUCAUCAUUGCUGCAGUUUUCACGUACGCUGCCCGGCCGUGCAACUGUAGCUAACGUAUCAACGUAUCCGUAUUUGUAUCCGUGUGUAUCUCCAUCUGUAUUCCAAGUGUGUGGCACGGUUGGUCGUGCCCCGUGCGUGCGUAAUUGGCACCCAUUUGUUUGCAGGCCGCGACUCAACUCGUCUCAACGGAACGCAACUCAAACCCCGGAGUCGAACCCAAUCACAAACGCAGUGCCAAUACCAAUCACAGUUCCAGCUCUCAGUUGGAUGCUGCAAUUUUCGCCAAGCGACGUGCGAAACGCGUCUGACGUGCUCCGUGUGCUGUGAUCCGUGCUGUGAUCCGGACCAAAAGCAGAAAAUCUAUAUUAACUGGCCUUAGUUGAUAGCCCGCUAAUUUGAAUGCCAAUCGAAGCUGUCAGUGGCACUCCGGCGUUAGUUUUCCGUGCGUGAUCCGCCCACGCCACCCUCCGUGUUCGUGUGUGUGUAUCUGUGUGUGUGCGUGUGCGUCCAAGGAUAAUUGAAGACAGCAACUGACACGUACGCGUGCUCCAAUUGCCAGACAGACAAUAGCAUAAAAGUCGAAAGCCACAAAAGGAUGCGUCGUUGACCUUCUGCCCAAUUGGCUAAGAAAUAGUGUGCCACAAUCUAAAGAAAUCCAAACCCAAACCAAGUGCAAUAUUGAAAAUGUGCCAGUGUUAGUUAAACGUCAAGUGUUACCAAGCUUACUCAUUGCUUAGCCAAAUCUCUAGGACUUGUGCUAGCCCAGAUCAAGUGCAGAAAUGUUGCCCUAUCAGGCGGUGGCCAUGGACUAUGCCGGCUAUCAAAGGCAGCCAACGCCGGGUCAUCCGGGUAGUCACAUGGUCGGCUCCCUGGGCAUGUCAGCGGUGCCAUUCGGUCACUCGUGGAUGGUGCCCGCCCAGGAUCUAUGUGGCAUGCCACCAUACAGCAAAAUGCCCAAUCAACAUCAACCGGGCGCACCUGGAAUGCAUUCACAACAGCAACCCAUCGAACCGGGCAUUCUUGAGCUACGUAAAGAAAAGUCACGGGAUGCAGCGCGUUCGAGACGUGGUAAGGAGAACUAUGAGUUCUAUGAGCUGGCCAAAAUGCUGCCACUUCCCGCAGCCAUCACCAGCCAACUAGACAAGGCUUCCAUUAUAAGACUGACCAUAAGCUAUUUGAAAUUGAGAGACUUUUCCGGUCACGGAGAUCCACCAUGGACCCGCGAAGCAUCCAGCAGCAGUAAACUAAAAAGUGCAGCCAUUCGACGCAGUCCCGCUGUUGAUUUGUUUGAGCAACAUCAGGGCACCCACAUACUACAGUCGCUGGACGGAUUCGCCUUGGCGGUGGCAGCGGAUGGACGCUUCCUGUACAUAUCGGAAACGGUGUCCAUCUAUCUGGGACUGUCGCAGGUGGAGAUGACGGGCAGCAGCAUAUUCGACUAUAUCCACCAGGCGGAUCAUGCGGAAAUUGCCGAGCAGCUGGGCCUCAGUCUAACGAGUGGUGCGGGUGGUGGCGGCGGUGGAGGCGGCGGUGGUGGUGGCAGCGGUGGCAGCGGUACUGCAGGCUUGGCAUCACCCACAUCGGGCGCCUCCGAUGAUGGCAGUGGCACACACGGUACGAACAAUCCUGAUGUUGCCGCCUCCAUGACACAGGCUUCCACAAGUGGUUACAAGGGCUACGAUCGCAGUUUUUGUAUUCGCAUGAAAUCCACUUUGACCAAACGUGGCUGUCACUUUAAAUCCUCCGGAUAUCGGGUUGUGCUUCUGCUCUGCAAACUGCGUCCCCAAUACACCUUCUCGCACACACGCAAGUCCCAGCCGCCUCUUUUGGGCAUGGUCGCCCUGGCCAUUGCUCUGCCUCCUCCGUCGGUUCACGAGAUUCGUUUGGAGUGCGAUAUGUUUGUAACCCGCGUUAAUUUUGAUCUGCGUGUUGCCCACUGCGAGCCCAGGGUAUCUGAUCUGCUGGACUAUACACCGGAGGAUCUGGUCAACAAAAGCUUGUAUUCGCUGUGCCAUGCCGAGGAUGCCAAUCGCCUGCGCAAAAGUCACACAGACCUGAUUGAAAAGGGUCAAGUGCUGACUGGUUACUAUCGACUGAUGAACAAAAGUGGGGGCUACACUUGGCUACAAACUUGCGCCACUGUGGUGUGCAGCACGAAGAAUGCCGACGAGCAGAACAUCAUAUGCGUCAACUAUGUCAUCAGUAAUCGUGAGAACGAGAAUCUCAUUCUGGACUGCUGUCAGCUGGAGCCCAGUGUGGACAGCAUUAAGCACGAGGAGGGAUUGGGCAAUGACAAAAGCAGUGGAUCACCUGGUGGAGAUGCCACUGGCGAGGGCAACACACAUCUCAGUGCGGGCGACAUGAAACUGGGACUCAAUUCGCCCAAGACAGAUCCGGAGGGACACACGCAACGUGGCCGAGGACGCAAUGCAACCGCUUCACAUGGCAGCAGUCUCAAUAGUCUGGCCCUGAUCAAGGACAGUCCGACGCCGCUGGGCGUCGAGGUGGACGGAGUGCUGCCCGCGACGGUGGCCACGCCCGUGUCGACGCCCACGCCGGCGAGUGGCACCACCACCAAGCGGAAGCGGAAGAGCAAAGCGGCACAGCAGGCAGAGGAGCAAGCUGAGCAGCAGCAGCAGCAGCAGGCGGAGCAGCAACAACAGCCACUCAGCAAAUUGCCGGCAUUAGAGCGGGAUGCAAAUAGUGUACAGCAACAGCCGCGCAGUCGUCUGCCCUCCAUUGUGGAUGAGCAGCCGGCGGCUGGAGGUGCUGAAUCUGCUGUCAAGGAUCUGGAGCAUGCCAUGUCCAAGCAUUUGCCAUCCCCAACUUCCAACAACAACAACCAGCCCAACACGGAUUUCAGCGCAGAUGCUUUGCUGAAACAACAGCAACAGCAACAACAACAACAACAACAGCAGCAGCAACAACAACACGAUCCCAACGAGAAGAGCAGCACCAUCCAAUGGAUAGGAACACCUUACCAACAGCCUGCUCCGAUGCCAGCGACUGCGCUGCUCCGUCAGAUCUAUGCGAAUCGGGAGAGCGUAAUUCGAGCCACGGCCAGACAAACGCCCACCGGAGUGGGCGUGUUCUAUGGGGAGCAACAGGGCGGACCACUGCCGACGCCACCAGGCAGCGAAUCCUCCUAUGAGAAUCAAUAUCUGCAGCUGCAUUCGGCGGCAGCGGCGCCAUCGGUGACUCAUCCGGGCAGCCAAAAGGCGGUCAAUUCAGCGGAUGCCUUCACCAAUCUGGUGUCCACCUAUGGUGGCUAUCACAGCUCCAUUGAUUACCACAAUGCCAUGACGCCGCCCAGCUCGGUGUCGCCGCGGGACAGCAACAAUUCGGCAAAGGCGCCGCCUUCAGCUGCUUUGGUCGUGACCAGCAAUGGUGGCUAUGAUUACGCCGAUCCCUUGCGUGGCCAGUAUGCCACGCCCGUGGAUGGCUCGACGCCCACGACGCUGCCACUGAAGCCGCAGGCGUAUUCCGCUGCAAUGCAUCCACAUGCGGGGCAUGCCACAACCACAACGGAGGGAGGCGUCACCUACAGCAAUCUCGAUCAACCACAAUAUUUUGCACCACAUUCGAGCUUCCAUUUGUAUCAUAAGGGCAGCCCGGCGAGUGGUUGGUAUUCCACACCCUCCUAGGUUCUGGAUGAGACAGUUCCAGCGUUGCCAGACUGUCAGCAUCAGCAUCCGCAGCAGGAGCGUUGGGACUUUGUGGGCGCUUUGGGGAAAGUGGCACGCAUGUUUUUCAGCGCACGCAAGAACCAUUAAAGCGCCAUCUAGCGGGUAGUAAGACAACCCUGCAAACUGUAAAUAGAAAUUUAAAAA